AUGGAGGCAUCCCGCCGCGCUCCGGCCAAAAAUGGUCCAACCACCAAUGGCACCACUACAGCCAGAAAGUCGAGUGCGCGAACUAAAAACGCGGUCGAUUAUGAUGAAAAGCGGGCUUUCGUAGAGCUGAGCGAAGAAGUCGAUCCCGAGACGGAUGGUGUUCCCAACUCGGGGCUCAAUGAGCUGGAGGAACGCGUCAAUGACCUGAGCGAGUCAUGGGAGACGGAAUCGUUGUUCCAAGACGCUUUGGAGGACUUGGCCGAAGAUAGAUUCUUCACCGAUGAUCCCGAGGCGUGCACUCCCGACGAAGCGACCAAUUUCCGCCAGUUGCUGCGUUCCGUUGGCCCCUCCGUUUUCUGCGAGAGGACUAUCGGCGCGGGCCUGGUCACGGCCAAGAAACUGUUGACUGCCUUUGGCAUCCGGCCGCCUGCUUUCCUCGAAGGAGCCGACGACGAGGCCUACUACUCCCUUCUGAGUCUCGCUUUGAGCCGCGAGCUGUCCAAGCGGGCCAAGCUGCCCAAGUACAACUCGGUGGACGACGCGGCAGAACUGCUAAAGCAGUCCAACAACAUCAUCGUGCUCACCGGCGCGGGCAUCUCCACGUCGCUUGGCAUCCCGGACUUCCGCUCCAAGGGCACCGGUCUGUACUCCAAACUCGAGCAUCUCGGGCUCAGCGACCCGCAGGAGGUGUUCGACAUUGGCGUGUUCCGCUCAGACCCGACCAUCUUCUACUCCGUCGCGCGUGACAUCCUCCCAAACCACGACCGUUUCUCCCCGACGCACGCCUUCAUCGCGCUGCUACAGAGCAAGGGCAAACUGCUCACCAACUACUCCCAAAACAUCGACAACCUCGAAGCCAAAGCCGGCAUCCACCCCUCCAAACUCAUCCAAUGCCACGGCUCCUUCGCCACGGCCUCCUGCGUCAAAUGCGGCCACAAAGUCCCCGGCGACUCCCUCUUCGCCGAGAUCAAAGCCGGCGACAUCCCGCGGUGCCGCAAAUGCGCCCAAGGCAGCCGCACCACUUCCAACAGCAGUGGCGGGCCGGGAUCCCGCAAGCGCAAAGUCAACCGCGACGGCACCGAGAAACGCCCCCGCCGUCGCCCCGGCGACUACGACUCCAACUCCGACUCGGAAUUCGACACCGGCCGCAGCACCAACACCAGCGCCACCCCGACAAACUGGUCCGUCGGCGUCAUGAAACCCGACAUCACCUUCUUUGGCGAAGCCCUGCCGGACGAAUUCUCCCGCCGCCUGACCGAACACGACCGCGAAAAGGUCGACCUCGUCAUCGUCAUCGGCACUAGCCUCAAAGUCGCCCCCGUCAGCGAAGUCGUGCCCUUUUUACCGCCCCACAUCCCCCAGAUCUACAUCAGCCGCACCCCGGUCUCCCACGUUAAUUUUGAUAUCGACCUGCUGGGCGACUGUGACGUUGUCGUGUCAGAACUAUGCCGUCGCGCUGGGUGGGAUCUGAAGCAUGAGAUGGUACCCGAGGGGCAGGUGAUCAAGACGGAGGCGGCGGAGGGUUGGGCGAGUAGACAUGUGUUUACGCAGGUGCAUCCGCCGCCGGCGCCAGCCCCGGAACCGGUUAAGUUGUCGGUGGAAGACGGGGUGGACGGGGAAGGUGGGGAGAACGGGGAGGGGAAGAAGACGGAGGAGGAGGAGAGGAGGGAGCGGGAACGGGAGAGGGAGGCGAGGAGGGAGAGACGGGAGAGGAAGGCGUCAUAG
This is a messenger RNA of Dichotomopilus funicola, 1725 nucleotides long. Its product is annotated as SIR2-like protein. The record is from RefSeq and is a predicted model, not a curated record. NCBI's taxonomy places the organism in Eukaryota, Fungi, Ascomycota, Sordariomycetes, Sordariales, Chaetomiaceae. Gene Ontology annotation, molecular function: NAD+ binding; histone H4K16 deacetylase activity, NAD-dependent. Gene Ontology annotation, cellular component: nucleus. The transcript is spliced from 2 exons. The coding region runs from base 1 to 1725 and encodes 574 amino acids.